CUAGUAGUCUGCUAGGGCCGUGGUCUUGAGCUGUCAUGUCGGAGAGUGAAUACGCUCACGAGUGUAUGCGAGCUGAGCUUUUGGGACUGCCGAAGCCCGACAAAGACUCUAUUCCUCCUCGUCCAGUUGCUUCCGAAGAAGACGAAAUCGAAUCCGAUAUGGCUGAGGCUGACCAAGCGAAAGUCCCCGCUGAGGAAGGAGCAGAAUUGCAAGAUGAACAGAGGGCUCAGGGCGGAAUGGAUGGGGUGCACAAUAUUCUGUCCCUUACCCAGAAAAAACUCAACAACAUUAAGUGUGGCAUUGGUAAUGUAGGGAGUAGUUUCAGCUCAAGCCUGAGUGGUGGUCUGAGUGGUCUAAGUGGAUUGAGUGGUAGUUUGAGUGGGUUCAUCAAACAGCGUGUUGGUGGGGGAGAAGGGGGCCCCUCAGGAGGCGAAAUUCCUGAAGCAGCAGAUGAGACCAUGGAAUCAUCUGGUGCACCAUCAACUGCCCUUGAUCGUCAAAUGUUGAAAUAGAUGCAGAUGGCAUGCACUUAUUGCCAUCUGUCAUGUGUGCCACUAGGCUCCUAUUGGACCCUAUUCCAUAUUGUAAGGUGUAAUAUGUUUCAUGGUCCCUACAAAACACCAAGUACUCUAGUCAUCGAAAUUAAGAUUGGAUACUUAAUUUGGUACCUGCUUUAGUUUUCUCAGUAUUAUGAGGCUGUAUAGAGACCUACCCUGUGCUUGUAAGCUGUAUUGGUUGCAUGGUCUUUAUGCAAGUUAUGUUACCAAUAUGCACUUUUAUGAAGUACAUUGCAUUCAAUGACAGCAAAUUAUUGCAUAUUGAAUUGGCAGAGUGUACAGUAAAAGAUUUCUCAUUAUUUCAGUUAUAUUGACACAUAUAUAUGUAUGGUACAAAUACAAUAAUUGUAGGGCCUUAGGUUUGCUUGAGAAAUUUUUUGCUUUGAUUCUCAAGCGUUCCUGAUGUACCAAACUGCAUCAUAGUUCUGAUUUUUUAGCAAUAUUUUGACUCCUCACAUUCUAUAAACACAGCUGUUUUAUUGUGAUAGUUUGUAUAUUUUAAGAUCUUGUUUUACUCUGUUGUAGCAUUUUAAAGAGUCCCACUCUUGGGAACUUUUCUGUGACACAAAAUGCCAGUCUCCUUUUCUCCUUGGCACUGGUUGCCAUGAUUUCCUUUUAUUGCCAUUCCAAUAUUUUAGUUUAGUUAAAUUUUAUUCUAUUUUAUCUAGAAAAAAACACAUUGCUUUCCAUAUAUUUAAAUGAUUCGGCAUAUCAGUAUCUGAUGUAUGCAAUGCAAUCUGUACUUUACUAUAAGCACUGUAUAAACCUUUGAUGUACAGUAUUUUCACUAAUGAAUAGCCUAAGUCAGAGGUACAUGGUACUGAUUGUAGCCAUUUAACUAUUUCAACCUUAUUUAUCUCUCACUGGUUGGGCAUACAGUAUGUUGAAAAGUUCUUAUGUUUUACCAUUUUGUUGAAUUGCACUACUGGAAUUUUCUGACAGCAUCCUGAAUGUGCUACUCACAUAAAGGAAAAAAAAUCAUUGUACACAAGUUGGUUCCUUUAAUUUGGUGUGUGCUGCUUGAUGACAUUGUAUUGCAUUUGUUGUGUAACAUGUCUUUCUACUCAUGAUUAGAUUUUGUCAAGUGCCUUCAACCCACCACUAAGAUCAAAAAUAUCUUGGCAAUCUUGGACUUACACACUUUUGCGCCCAUGUGUGACAUUUUUAUGAAUGGAUUUACAGUGCACAGAUUUCUAAGAACUUUAAGUUAACUAUUUGCAUAUGGUUUGUAUUUCUGUCUGUUCCACAAAAUAUUCACUAUUUUCCAGCACAUAAAAUAUCUUGUCUUAGUUGUGGAAAUAAACCUGAUUCUCACAAAUUUAAUUUCAGCAGAUAAAUCUUAUCCUCAGGUUUGCUAGGAAAUGCCAGUAUUACAUCUACACUCAUUUAUCAAGGUGUUGUUCACACAUUCCUGUACAUUAUUUGUUUUGCUAUUUGUUUGGAUAUAUCUUGUAUCACUGUAGGAUUAAUAUUUACUUUCUGCUUUUAAUAUCUGCUGCUUUUGGAGAGUGGCUCAGAUUCAUUGUAAGUGUUCCACGUACAAUAAUGUUUUUGAUUUAGUGUAUAGAGCAUAUGUACAAGUACACAUGUACUUACCUUGAUACAAAAAAUACUUGGAUUUUCCCUUUUACAAUGAGUGGGCUACUCUCUAGCUUUACAUGUAUUCAUAAUUUUCCCUCAUCUAUCUAUGUUAUUUCUAUUCUAUUUGUAAGUAUGUUAAGAAAGUCAGUCUCUUGCAGUUCAGUAUCUGUAUUUUCCAAUAGUCUGUAGGGGAGGAAGAUACAAAGCUUCUUGUCUUUGUCUUCACUCACCUAAAAUGUUCAAGUAAUUUAAUUUCAAGCUAUUUUAAGAAAAUUGAGCAGAAAGUACAGCAUAUCUGACGUAAGUUAGAUGUUAUCCUGCUGUUUUCAUUGUGAUAGAGCUGUACAGAGAAGGAGAGUUUAGAAGAGUUCUAUCAAAACAAAUAAUUCAAAUCCAAAUACUGUCAUCACUUGAUGACUCUUCAGCUUCUAAGCAAAACAAGCUCUAAUGAUACAUCCGGAAAAACAAAGGUUUUACGUAAUGGCCUCAAUUAUACUGCAUUUUAAGACAA
Thrips palmi is the source of this 2649-nucleotide messenger RNA. RefSeq lists its product as uncharacterized. The record is from RefSeq and is a predicted model, not a curated record. Lineage: Eukaryota; Metazoa; Arthropoda; Insecta; Thysanoptera; Thripidae. The coding region runs from base 36 to 512 and encodes 158 amino acids. The transcript is spliced from 4 exons.